This is a messenger RNA of Camelina sativa (false flax), 1471 nucleotides long. The record is from RefSeq and is a predicted model, not a curated record. Lineage: Eukaryota; Viridiplantae; Streptophyta; Magnoliopsida; Brassicales; Brassicaceae.
UACUAGUGCUAUAUUACACAUGAAGUUGCAUCGAUUCCCUCUCCCUCUCUGCUUCGUCUUCCUCUUUCUUCUUUCUCUCCAAUGGAUUUAGGAACAGAGAAUAUCAAAACAGACACAAGACAAGAAGAUCAGAGACAUAUUGUUUUUGAAGAUUACCCUGAACCUCUUAGAUACACCACAUGGGUUUUGAGAGUUUCUAUCCAUUGCGAAGGAUGCAAGAGAAAAAUCAAGAAAAAAUUAAGCAAAAUCGAUGGAGUAUAUACAACAAACAUCGACGUGAAGCAACAAAAAGUAACGGUGAUCGGAAACGUAGAGCCGGAGAUUCUAAUCAAGAAGAUCAUGAAAGCCGGUAGACACGCCGAGCUAUGGCCUACGUCAAUGGAUAACAAUAUUAACAACGACUGUAAUUAUCAGAAGAAAGCAAAAGAUGAAGAAACAAGUGGAGAUGAGGACGACGAAAACAACAACAACAGCGGCGGAGACGGCGGAGGUGGUGGUGGUGGAGGAGGAGGAGGAGGAAACUGUGAUCAGGUGAAACAAGUUGUGACGUUUGUAAACGGACAACCUCAACCUCAAGGAGAUGGAGCUCCGAAGAAGAAGAAGAAAAAGAAAAAGAAGAAGAAAAGCUCAGGCAACACGACGGUGGUGAUGGAAGGUGGCGGUGGCGUACCUGGUGGUGGUGGUCCUCCGCAAAACGAUGGACCGCCAGAGACAGUGAUAUACUCUGCUCCACCAGAUCAUUACAUAAUUCACGGACCUCCUCAAUAUCAUCAGCAGAAUCCGUAUCCGACGGUUCACAGUUCUCCACGUCACCUUCCACAACAAAUGUACGGUCCAGGACCGCCGCCUCCUUCGUUUUAUCACACGCAGCAGACUCAAACGGCGCCGUCUUAUACGGUGAGCUACAACACGGCACACGGGCCGAGUAACGGUGGGAACGAGACGGCGUCGUAUUACGCAGCUGCUCCUAUUCAUCCGACGUCGUAUUAUUCUUAUGAGUACGUGGACACGGGAUACGAAUCUCCACCGCCCGAGUUUUAUUCGUAUAGAUCUCAGCCGUCGGAGUCGUUUGAGGCACUCAGCGAAGGCAAUCCAAACUCUUGUUGCGUUAUGUGAUUUGAUUGGUUUAGGUUUUUAGAAGCUAAUUGACGUAAUUAGGCUUCAAGUGGUCAUCUUGUAAAAUGCCGAACGUUGUGUUAUUAGAGGAGCAUUUACGAAAACAACAACAGUAGUUAAAAUUAAAUUAAAUAUUUACUUUGAAUAAAGAUAUUCGGCAGAAUGAAAUUUUACAUAUUAAAAACACAUAUAUAUUUCCUGUUAGGAAUAAUAUAUUCAUUCCAUAUAUAGAUUAUCUUGUCAAUAUUCGAUUGUAUAUAAUCUCGUUAAUUUAGGAAACUUCUCUAAUGUGUGGAACCUUCAUUGCUAUAUGUAUCGAUGUAAUUCAUUCUGAAUAAUCAAAGAAUCAUAAACA